This is a messenger RNA of Tilletiaria anomala UBC 951, 2030 nucleotides long. RefSeq lists its product as uncharacterized. The transcript is spliced from 2 exons. The coding region runs from base 364 to 1980 and encodes 538 amino acids. NCBI's taxonomy places the organism in Eukaryota, Fungi, Basidiomycota, Exobasidiomycetes, Georgefischeriales, Tilletiariaceae. The record is from RefSeq and is a predicted model, not a curated record. Gene Ontology annotation, biological process: karyogamy involved in conjugation with cellular fusion; nuclear membrane fusion involved in karyogamy. Gene Ontology annotation, cellular component: endoplasmic reticulum membrane.
UGCUUUCCCACCUGCUUGUUGUUCUGUCAUAUGUGCAAUACAGCUGUGGAGGACGACGCCCGACUCGUGUUCGUCACCGUUGCUUGGUCAGCUGAGCACAACGUUAAGCCCUUUAGCAUGACUUCACCCAACCACCCACCGUGGGGUCGCACUUUAGCCGCUGCAAUUGAGACCAUCCGUCCUUAAGGGCCCCAGGCGCUGAUGAGGAGCAUGCGACAUAUUUUGCCCAUCGGUUCCUAAAGAUUUCGGAACCUUCAGUCGCACGCUUCUCAUCUGUUUUAGGGUGCAAGACGAAGGUCUUGAGAGGCUUUCAAUGCGAGGUUGCGCACCCUUCCCUGAUGACACCCGUCAAUGCAAACGAAAAUGCCCGGCCAUUGGUCGGUGUUUUUAGUCUUGCUGCUUUUCCAGAAUCGACACGCGAGUGCUGGUCAUCCACAAGCGGAGGUGCUGGGCGAUUUACCCAGUCAAAGGAGCACUGACAACUUGCGGGACGGCGCCUUGGUGCCGCUGGACGAAACUACCUCUCAGCGAGAUAUGAUUGAUUGCCAGCAGCAUGCAGCAAAGUUUCUGCGAUCGCGCUGUACCUCGUCCAGCGUUGGAACUGACGAGCGCAGCUCUGCGGAUAGCCCUUCGCAGCUGGAGAGAAUGCGCAUCAGCAUCGAAAUUACACGGUGCGAGAUCGAGGGUGCCGGGCUCAAGGCCCCGGCUGAAUGCUGUUCCUCCUUGCUCGACGAGGUGUCCAAUGUAUCUGGGAUGCAUGGCUCAGAGGUUGAGGGGCCACUGAAACACUGCGUUGAGGCGCUUUCACGCUCCCCACAGCUGUGGACGUCAUACAUCUCCCAUGCACGGGACUUUGACCGCCAAUGCCACGUCUUGCAAAGGAGCAAAGAUGUGGACCAAGCCAAGCGGCUAUGGCGCUCCGCAUCUGAGCAACAGCGUGAUUUCAUCAGCCGUGCCAACGAUUUGAUGCGAGCUUGGGACGAGCAGCAUAUGCGCGCCGACAAGAGGUCUGCUGAAUUGCUCGACGCGCUCGUCACUCGCUUAGCGCAAGGUAUGCACGCCUUCGAGGCAAGCAGCGAGCAGGCGACGGAAGCGAUUGAGGCGGCGGCUCGUGCACACCAGGAGGCUGUCCAAGCGGCGGGGACGGCCCUGGCCACCGAGCUGAUCCCACGCGUGCAAAGCUCGAUGGAAGCGCAGCUCAGCAACGCGGUGAACGCACAUGCAUUCCAACUGCAACAAGCAGCGCUUAAAGCACAAGAUCGGACGCUUGCAGCGUUCGAUAAUCUCCUGCAAGAAUUCCGACAACAGAGCUACUCUGUUUCUACCGAAUUGCGCCAAGCGUCCGACUCGACAUUUGCAUUGCACCGCGACGUCCUGACAGCACAGCAAUCUGUUUCCGACAUAGACCGGCACCUGCAGAUCCUCCGUGCUACUACUUUCGCCGUGUCAGACGGCCUCGCGUCGAUGCACACACAAGUCGGUGAACUCACUCGCUCCGUUAACGAGAGCUUCCAUUCCGCGAAUGAAACCUUGGUUGCGUUCGAAAGCUCGCUAGCACGUAGUGCAAACAACUCCGCAGCGUUUCUCGAUCGAUUCUUCAACAGGCGCCUCAUUUUUUUUGAAGCGGUGCUGCGCAUGUUCUUCCUCUGCGCGCCUGAUAUCUUGAAAGUGGCGCUGCUACCGCUCUCGGCUUUCGCUCUUCGAACCGGCGCGUCAUAUGCGAUAACCAGCCUCCUUGGUCUUGGCCAACUGAUCUUCGCGAUCGCUCUCUGUUUGAGCACUCGAGUGUGGCGCGGACUUCGCCGGCCGCGCUUGCGCAUAAUGCCUCGAUUGCCACCGGAACGUGAUCUGCGCUGCGCUGCGCGGACGUCAUCAACCUCCUCUUGGCCAACUUCCACCAGAGAGAUCGCCAAGUCUGAUCCUAGCGCCUUCGGCGAAGGGGACGACGAGGACGAGGGAGAGGUUGAAGCACUCAUCUGAGUAAGCGCAGAGAGUUGAAACAAUGCGAUGUGCAAUAAGAUUGAAAAUUA